This is a messenger RNA of Phytophthora nicotianae INRA-310, 1562 nucleotides long. RefSeq lists its product as hypothetical. The coding region runs from base 135 to 1478 and encodes 447 amino acids. Lineage: Eukaryota; Oomycota; Peronosporomycetes; Peronosporales; Peronosporaceae. Gene Ontology annotation, cellular component: membrane; Cul4A-RING E3 ubiquitin ligase complex. The record is from RefSeq and is a predicted model, not a curated record. Gene Ontology annotation, biological process: protein ubiquitination. The transcript has 5 exons.
AACAACAAUGACUCGACAACGGUCUCCUCUAUCAUUGGCCGCGGCAUCUGUGACUUGCCCAACCGAGAUUCAUGGCGGUUGCAGUUGCUGCACUGCCGCCACUUCGAAUUUGACUUCACGGCCACGUAAGGGCAAUGCUGCAGCGACUCGGAGUACGGACGCGUUCGGGUUUCGCGGCGCUGCCACAUGCUCUCAUAUUGGCGGCGCUGGCGGUUGCUGUCGUAAAAGCGCAAACACUGCGUACUGAGCGGGCAGUAGACACACUAUUGCCCGCAGAAGAAGCUGUCAUCCCAGAAGUUGACGCGUCCAUCGGGCUGACCCAGCGCGAGGUCUUCGGUAUGGCUCUAGCGGCGCUCGUCAUCUUCGUCGCUGCAGGAGGAGGCACUGGAGGUGGAGGAGUGCUAGAUCCAAUCUACAUCCUCAUCGUCGGGCUAGAUGCCAAGACUGCUAUCCCCCUCUCCAGUAUCACGAUUCUCGGCGGAGCAAUCGGCAACUUCUUUCUGAAUCUUCGCCGCACCCGCGACAAUUCGACUCAACCGCUUAUUGACUGGGAUGUCAUUCUUGUGAUGCAACCACUUCUCCUGUUGGGAGCUACCUGCGGCACCUUCCUCAACACGAUAAUGCCUACGUGGCUCCUGUGUGUUCUGUUAGUGCUAUUGCUCAGUGUGACCGGCACACGUACACUACAGAAGGCUAUAAAAGCGCGCCAAAAAGAGCGCUGGCAAUGCGGUGUCGCGCCCGAGGCGACAUCCCUCCUCGGCAUUGAUUCAUCCUCCGUUGACUCCAUGAAGACCCACAGCAAAGCAGAGCCGGAAGUACUCCCUCGCGCAGACCCGCCAUGGCAGAAGCUUGCAACACUUGCUGGUCUGUUCGUGGUAGUCGCCGCGAUGAGAAUUCUCCGAGGGGGAAAGAACUUUGACAGCCCCGUUGGCAUCGAUUCAUCGUCGAUUCUUUAUCCAGUACUCGUGACAUUGCCUUACGCUGUCCUCAUCGGUGUUAGCUACUUUUCGCUGAUGAAUCUGGGGGCCACGUACGAAAAGCAGCAAAGCCCCGGAUACGAGCUCGAAGCACACGAAAUCAAGUGGACAUCGUCGUCGAUUCGAUUCUUCCCUGUGUGCUCAUUCGCGGCUGGAGCAGUCUCUGGCAUGUUCGGCAUCGGCGGAGGAAUCAUCAACGGCCCGCUUCUGCUUGAGGUAGGAGUCGACCCCUCGGCCGCUUCGGCAAUGACCGCCACCACCGUGCUUUUCUCCAGCGGAAUGUCAUCUCUCAAUUAUGCAACAAUGGGGAAGAUGGAUCUCCACCUGGCGCAGCUCAUGCUGCCAAUGGGUCUAGUUACCACGUACGUCGGCCACUUGUGUCUGCUGAAGGUCGUACGUCACUACAACUGCCCGUCAAUGAUUAUCUUUUCCAUGGCCACGAUUGUCCUCAUCAGCGCCAUCGCCAUGAGCAUCGAGAGCGUUCGAGCGUUGCUCGCGUAAAAAAUACCUGAAUAUUAACAUUAACCCAAAAUUUCAAAUAACGCUAACCAAUGAAAUCAUUUUGGCGUACAAUGCAUCCAAUCA